This is a messenger RNA of Arachis stenosperma, 846 nucleotides long. RefSeq lists its product as uncharacterized. Lineage: Eukaryota; Viridiplantae; Streptophyta; Magnoliopsida; Fabales; Fabaceae. The record is from RefSeq and is a predicted model, not a curated record. The transcript has 3 exons. The coding region runs from base 1 to 846 and encodes 281 amino acids.
AUGAGGUACGAUGGAACUCAAGACCCACAGGAGCAUCUAACGGCCUUCGAGGCCAGAAUGAAUUUGGAGGGGGUAGGUGACGAGGUCAGGUGUCGCGCUUUCCCAGUCACCCUGGUGGGACCCGCAAUACGGUGGUUUAAUAGGCUCCCGCAAGGUUCUAUUGCUAGGUUCUCAGACAUCAACCGCACCUUCUUGGCCCAAUUCACUACCCAAAUCGCGAAGGCAAAACACCCGAUCAACUUACUCGGGGUGACACAAAGGCCCGUCGAGCCGACCAGAAAAUACUUGGACCGGUUCAACGAUGAGUGUUUGGAGAUCGACGGCCUAACCGACUCGGUGGCUAGUUUGUGUUUGACGAAUGGACUUUUAAAUGAGGAUUUCAGGAAGCAUCUCACCUUGAAGCCGGUUUGGACGAUGCAGGAGAUCCAAAGCGUAGCCAAGGAAUAUAUCAACGAUGAAGAAGUCAGUCAAGUCGUGGCUGCCAAGAAGCGGCAGCCCUCCUACCAUCAACCUCGACAGCACGGUGGCAGAGAAAGGAAGAAGGAGCGCACUGAAGUUUAUCAGCAGAUAGCCGAGAAGGGAAUCUUGUCGAAGCCCCGACCUCUAAAGGACCGAACCGGGGGGAACAAGAGCCUCUAUUGUGAUUAUUAUAAGGGCUAUGGACAUAAGACACAGGAUUGCUUCGACCUGAAGGACGCGCUAGAGCAGGCGAGCCGGGACGGAAAGCUAGCCGAGUUCUCCCACCUUAUCAAAGAGCCGAGGAGACGUAAACGAGACCGAGAUGGGGGAGGACAAAAGCCGCACGUUUUAAUUGAUAAUCAAAACUCAUUUGAUAUCAUAAACUGA